Molecule: messenger RNA, 2958 nt
Organism: Ixodes scapularis (black-legged tick)
Lineage: Eukaryota; Metazoa; Arthropoda; Arachnida; Ixodida; Ixodidae
Gene: Ocrl
Product: type II inositol 1,4,5-trisphosphate 5-phosphatase
Exons: 20
Coding region: 249-2930 (893 amino acids)
Biological process (GO): signal transduction; phosphatidylinositol dephosphorylation
Cellular component (GO): membrane
Molecular function (GO): phosphatidylinositol-4,5-bisphosphate 5-phosphatase activity; inositol phosphate phosphatase activity
Source: RefSeq, a predicted model, not a curated record
AUUGACUAGAAUAUCGUAGACUGCUCCGAACGCUCCGAAGCUCCGAAUGCUCGACCAGCGUAACCGUGGGCUCAUCGCGAUCUCGGAAACAUCGGCUUCCGGGACCCGGAAAGGCGAGGUUCGCUCGAUCGGUUCUGCGGUUCGGUGGGACUGCGUUCAUGUUUCGCCCUUAGAUACGCAAGCCAUCGACAUAUGAGUUGUGCCCCGCGCAGUUCGAAUCGGACGGUACGACGAGUGGCCCGGACAGCAUGAGUUUCCAGGGACAGGCCGUGGCCAAAGAUGUCCUUGGACCGGAUGACAACUGCUUGGCCCUACUACUACUACUACUAGAGAAAUUCAUACCUCUCGAGAGUAUGACUUCUCAGCAAAAGAUCCCUGACGCGCCCACUCAGUGGCUCGAUGCGGGUCUAGUCCAGGAAUGGGUGAAGACGGGGAGACUCCUGCUGCUGGUGCAGCAUUCGAAUGCAGCUCACGGGCUCCUGGUGUGCCACCGAGGGGACGACUCAGCACCGAACCCCAUACUGCCGGCGGAGCACUGUUUUCCCAUCGAUGGGGACUUCAAGUGUGAAAUAGACACGUCGUGUGCCCACAGUCAGAGUGAGCGUUCGUCUCGGCCCACGAGGCCGUCCAACGAUGCGGCGGGUUCUGAUAUCUACGUCAAGGUGGUGCACAGGCGACGGCGGCUGCUCCUCGAGAUGCCGGCCACAGAUGCGGCGAGGUCAUUCCUGGCCCACGUCAGCAAGGCCGCCGAGCGGCAUGCCCUGCUGCGGAGUCCCCCAGAGAGCUUCCUGUGGCUGCAGCACUAUGGGGGCCUGCAGCAGUCCCAGGAGGGGACGCCGCUUCAGAGCCCUGGCGAGCCGCCCCGGCAGAGCAUCGCUGAGGGGGCCACCCCCCUGGCCGCCCGGGAGAGCGUGGUACGCCUUCAGCUGGCCAUGCGGGAGGACGACUACACGCACCUGCAGGAGCUCAGGCUGUUUGUGGGGACGUGGAACGUGAACGGGCAGGCAGCGGGCAGCACAGGGCUGUCCGAGUGGCUGUCCUGCGACACGGAGGCCCCCCAGCUGUACGCCGUGGGGUUCCAAGAGCUGGACUUGAGCAAAGAGGCCCUCCUGUUUGCAGACAGUCCCCGGGAGGAGGAGUGGCUCACGUGCGUGGCCAUGGGACUGCACCCCGGCUGCCGCUACAAGCUGGUCAAGCUGGUUCGUCUGGUGGGCAUGAUGCUUGUGCUGUUUGUGGACGAGGCCCUGGCGGACCAGGUGCACGAGGUGGAGGCCCACUGGGUGGGCACGGGCAUCCUGGGCAAGAUGGGCAACAAAGGGGCCGUGGCUGUGCGGCUGCGCCUGCACGCCAGCACCCUCUGCUUUGUCAACUGCCACCUAGCUGCACACCUCGAGGAGUGCCAGCGGCGCAAUCAGGACUUUGCCGACAUCUGCGCCCGGCUGGCCUUUGGCAACACCUCCAGAGGCCUGGGAGACCACGACCAGGUGUUCUGGCUGGGCGACCUCAACUACCGACUGGCAGACCUGGACCCAGAGCACGUCAAGACCCAGGUGGAGCAGGGCCGCCUGGACGCCCUCCUGGCGUACGACCAGCUGCGCUCGCAGCAGCGCCUGGGACGGGCCUUCAUGGGGUACGAAGAGGGGCCGAUCCUGUUUCGCCCCACGUACAAGUACACCCCGGGCAGCCAGCAGUGGGACCUGAGCGAGAAGCAGCGGGCGCCGGCCUGGUGCGACCGAGUCCUCUGGCGGGGGCCCCACGUGACCCAGGUGCGCUACAGCUCUCACGAGGCCCUGGUGCUGAGCGACCACAAGCCCGUGAGCGCCCUCUUCCGCGUCGGGGUCAAGGUGGUGGACCAGGCCAAGUUCCGGACGGUCUACGAGGAGAUCAUGAAGAAGCUCGACAAGCUCGAAAACGAGUUCCUGCCGCAGGUGGCCGUAGACCGCCUCGAGGUGCAGUUUGAACGGUUACGCUUCAUGGAAAGUCAGGUCCAGACGCUUACAGUGGCCAACACGGGUCAGGUACCUGUGGAGUUCUGCUUCAGAGCCAAACAUGACACGGGCCGCUACUGCAAGGACUGGCUGCGGGCAAUCCCAUCUUCGGGUGCCAUCAAGCCCGGGGAGACAUGCCUAGUGACCUUGGAGCUGUGUGUAGACAAGCGCACUGCCUGGCAGCUGAACAGUGCCUCCGAUUCUCUGGAAGACAUCUUGGUGCUGCACCUUGAGCGUGGCAAGGACAUCUUCGUGACCGUGUCCGGCGAGUACGAGCCCAGCUGCUAUGGCUGCUCCCUGGAGGCCCUGGCACGAAUUCCCUGUCCCGUCAGGGAGCUGGGCCGAGACCGCCUGCUGAGAGUGGAGCAGAGCCCCUGCCAGGAGGGUCUGCUUGGGGUGCCCUUUGAGGUGCCCAAGGAGCUCUGGCUGCUCGUGGACCACCUGCACAAGUACGGCCUCACGCAGGACGACUUGUUCCAGCAGUCCGGCCUGAGCAAUGAGCUGCACCACAUUCGGGACGCCUUGGAUGCCCGGUUGGACGGGCACCUACCUGGCAGCGUCCAUUCCAUGGCAGAGGCCCUGCUGCUCUUCCUCGAUGCCUUGCCAGAACCAGUUGUGCCCUACGCCUGCUACCAGCGCUGCCUCGAUUGCUCAAACAACUUUGUGCUUGCCAAGCAGGUGGUGUCCCAAAUGACACCCGAAGUGCACAGACACACAUUUCUGUACCUGGUCUGCUUCCUCAAGGAGCUGUUGACCCACGCCAAUGACAACCGGCUCGACGCCAAACUGCUCGCAAACGUGUUUGGACCCGUCCUGCUGCGGCCGAAGGCACACGGAGCCCUGGAGCCCGGGACAAGCCCCUGGGACACGCGGAGGGACACCGACGAGCGCAAAAAGGCCACCUUUGUGUACCACUUCCUGAUGAACGACUACUCCGACUGAGACCAAUGAAGCGCCGCUAACUUUUUUA